GGUCCAAUUUAACAUCGUUGGGGACAUUGCAGAAUCAGUUUCUCCGUCGCCUCCUGAAACUCCCCAUGUGUGUGAGCAACGCAGCCAUACGUCUGGAGUUAAGGAUUGCAUCAUUGGAGACGGUCAUCUGGAAGCGAGUCUUUGGUUAUUGGCUGUCCAGCUGGCACAGGCUUCCCAACCAUUACCUUUUUCAGUGCCUCUGGCGGGACGACUUUGUCAAUCCGUGGGUAGGAAAAAUCCAUGCCAAACUUCUGAGCAUCGGAAUUUCCCCAGCGGACUCCUUAAAGAUGAACUUACGCUCAGCCAAAAGACUUAUUGAGCAGAGAUUAGCAGACAUUGAAAAUCAACACAACCUCGCCGGGGUGAGGGUGUCUGCUCCCCCAGGUAUCACGGAAUAA
This is a messenger RNA of Podarcis lilfordi (Lilford's wall lizard), 398 nucleotides long. The record is from the annotation of a GenBank genome assembly. NCBI's taxonomy places the organism in Eukaryota, Metazoa, Chordata, Lepidosauria, Squamata, Lacertidae.